This is a messenger RNA of Trichoderma reesei QM6a, 1620 nucleotides long. RefSeq lists its product as uncharacterized. The transcript has a single exon. NCBI's taxonomy places the organism in Eukaryota, Fungi, Ascomycota, Sordariomycetes, Hypocreales, Hypocreaceae. Bases 1 to 1620 code for a protein of 539 amino acids. The record is from RefSeq and is a predicted model, not a curated record.
AUGGGCAGCUCGACUGUAACCCCCGGCCAGGGGUACCAGCACCAGCCAGCCCAGCAGCAGCAGCGCCAGCAGACUCAGACGCCUCCUCUCUCACCGAGCUUGAGCUUCGCCCCAGAUUCCCCGUCAACACCUCGAGCAGCGACGACACUCACAGCAACCCCGACGCCUCGCACCACCAGCAAUCCUCGCCUCUCCGUCGACCGAAGAGACGCCCUGUACGCUGUGGGACCGGCCUCCCCCCCAAAGAACCACAGUCCUCUUCGCCAAUCCACCACCAUCUCCUAUCAAGACCACCACGCUGGCCGUCCAGACUUGCCGCCGUUUCUGAAGCCGAGGCACAAUACCAAGCUUCCUAGAGGCCACUCGAGGUCCCGAUCUGAAGUCGCAAACAACGCGACCACCAGCAACACUACAAGCAACAUUCCUUUACCGAUCGGGCAAGCCCCCGAAACAUCGUCAAUCGUCGCUUCGACACCAGCCUCUUUGCACCCUCAAGACUCCCGCAAUCCGCCGUCCUCUGCGACGCGUCGCACCUCGCUUGGAGAAGUCGGUCAGGAUAGACGCGUGUUAGACCUAAACGAUAGCAGCAGCAGCAGCAACAACAACAACAGCCAUACCGCUGCUUCCCCCUCCUCUCCCUCGUCCGUCCGCAGUUCUGCCCUUUCCUUUAUCGCCUCCAGGAUGCCGGCCAUGAAAGCGCUCGCCCCCGCGCCCGUCGUGGUGUCCAAGAGCGACGACGAGCUUCUCAACCUCAACAUCGAAGCGUCGCUCUUCCCCAACGGCGCCCCGCCGGACGGACAGGCCUUCUCGCCGGCGGCCUUCAAGAACCUGCAGCAGACGGCAACCGGCCUGCUGAAGAAGUUUCAAACUGCCUACCACCGCCAGGCGCAGACGAUCCAGGAGCUAAUGGCUGAAAAGGAGGCGCAGGACGACGAAAAGGCAGAGGCCGACACGAGAACGCGACACCUCAAGAUGCAGCUGGAAGGCAUGGCGCAGAAGCUGGCCGACACCGAGGGCGUGAUGCAGGCGCUGAUGGAGGAGCUGAACAAGGAGAAGAGGCUGCGGAUGGAAGAGCGAGCAAACGCCAGAGACAAGUUUUUGACGCCGUCGGAGGGGUCGAUAUCCGAGGACCUGUGCGUCGAGGAGGAUCAGCAACAGCGCAAGCGAGGAUGGAGGCGUAGUGGUGAGACUUCCAAGACCGACUUCAGCUUCGAGACGGAUGAAGAUAGCGUCGAAGCUGCCAGCAUCUUCUCUCGCCCUCGCAGCCCUACCCUUACGGCGCUAAGCGUCAUAUCCGAUGUAGAAAGCCCUGCGCCGCCUGGCCCGCCGUCGAGGACAUCCACCUUUGGAGGAGGAGCAAAUGGCCCGGCCCCGUCUCGCGUGCUCCGGGGCUCUCAGCCGCCGCAAAUGACUACCUUUCAGAAGCUGUUCAAGGGCAUCUCCGGGGACCCCAACAGGGACAUCAACGGGUGCCGCAACUGCCAGGGCCAGGACGCCAGCAUCGCCUGGGACACUGUGGGCCUCUUGAAAGCCGAGAACAAGACGCUCAAGGAGAGGGUCAGCGAGCUGGAGGUGGCCGUCGAGGAGGUCCUGGACGUCGUCAACGGCGUCGGGCAAUAA